AGCAUCAAUAGUAAUGUCGAGUGAUCGUAUCAGGUGUUUUCCUUGAGUAGCAUUUAUAUUUAGAGUACUUGACACUGACAGAUACUAAAAUAAUUAACGUGAUGCUAAAUCUAAAAAAAUCACGAUCGUUCGUUAUUUUACGCUGGCAACUGACCGCUGUGUUGAUCAAUUUGUAGAAUAUCUGUCAUUUUUAUAAAAAAAAAAUUACCAGGCGAUAAAUAAAAAUUGUGGAACUAAUUACAUUGUAUUGGGGACAUUGCACAUCUUUCAAAAGUUUGCUUUAUGAUUAAAAAUAUAUAAAUAAACUGAUAAGAAUUUUUUGCAUCAUUGAUACUUUCCUAAGUGACAACAACAAGGAUGAAUAUCAAUAUGGCAAGAACUGGAGCUACAAAAUUAUCAAAACUCCGCGAGCUGAUGGCAGCCGUUGAGUUUGAGGGUGCGGUAAAAAAAGGAAUUCAAGCCCUGAUAGUUGGCUCCGAAGACGCUCAUCUGUCGGAGUACAUAACAGAUCGUGACAAACGUCGGCAGUUCAUUUCCGGUUUCCAAGGAUCUCUGGGAACAGCAAUUAUCACUGACAAAGAUGCGAUGAUGUGGACAGAUGGACGGUAUUACGCCCAAGCACAAGCAGAAUUUGAUCCACCGGAUGCUUGGACGUUGAUGAAAGAGGGCACGAUUGGUACUCCAACUCAGGACGAAUGGCUGGUGUCCAAUCUUCCGCCAAACUCGACAGUCGGUGCUGAUCCAAACUUGAUGAGCUACGCGGUAUGGAUUCCCCUGCAUAAUUCCCUGAGUGCUGCUGGACAUAAUUUGUUGCCACUUGAAGAAAAUUUGAUCGACAAACUCUGGGGAGAUGAACAGCCUCCAGUAAUAUCUAAUCCAAUCGUGCCGCAGCUGAUAACUUUCACGGGCAAAACGGCUGGGGAAAAAAUAACACAAUGUCGAGAGGCAAUGAAAAAAAACCGAGCUAGUGUUCUUGUAAUUACGACUCUGGAUGAAGUCGCUUACUUAUUAAAUUUACGAGGCUCGGACAUACCUUACAAUCCGGUAUUUUUUGCGUACGUUAUCAUUACACUGACAGAUAUUCAUAUAUUUGUUGACAAGACGAGAUUGACUGCGGAAGCGGAAAAACAACUGAAUGAUGAAGGUGUUGAAGCUAUUUACCAUCCGUAUGAGGAUGUGAGGUCGUAUUUGAAACAGCUUGCACUUAGCAAUUUAUUUAUCACGGGUAAUGGAUCGGAAAAUGAGAGAAUUUGGAUAAAUAGUAAUGCUAAUUAUGCUUUGCAUACUGAGUGUGGAGAUGUGCAGAGACAUAUUGCGAUAACUCCGGUGAGAUUGAUGCAAGUUAUUAAAAACCAAGUUGAAAUUGACAACAUGAAGGCGGCUCAUAUUAGGGACUCUGCUGCGCUGGUUAAAUAUUUCGCUUGGCUUGAAGAUAAAGUUAAAAGUAAAUGCGAUCCUCCGAUUACAGAAAUAACUGGUGCUGAUAAAUUAGAACAGAUUCGACGAGAACAAAAAAAUUUUGUUGGUUUGAGUUUUCCAACAAUUUCGUCAGUUGGACCUCACGGUGCUGUUAUUCAUUACUUGCCAUCACCAAAAACUGAUGUACCAAUUACAGACCAAGAGAUUUAUCUCUGUGACUCGGGUGCGCAGUAUUAUGAUGGAACUACUGAUGUGACAAGAACUUUUCAUUUCGGAACUCCAACAAGCUUUCAACGAGAAGCUUUUACUCGAGUAUUUAAGGGACAGACCGCUGUCGCUACGGCAGUAUUUCCUAUGAUGAUCAAGGGAAAUUAUUUAGACAUCCUAGCACGCAAAAGCCUCUGGGAUGUUGGCCUCCACUACUUGCACGGUAGUGGCCAUGGAGUAGGUGCUUAUCUCAACGUUCAUGAAUUCCCCACUGCUAUUUCCUGGCGCCCUUAUCCAGAUGAUCCUGGUUUACAACCAGGAAUCUUUUUAUCGAAUGAGCCUGGAUUUUAUGAAGACGGAAGUUUUGGAAUUCGUCUUGAAAAUGUUCAAUUUGUCAUCAAAGCUAAUACUCCUUACAACCAUAGGAAUUUAGAUUUCUUGACUUUUGAAACAGUUACUUUUGUUCCAAUUCAAACUUCUCUUCUUGACAUCGAUUUGCUUACCGAUCAAGAGAUUGAAUAUUUGAAUUCUUAUCACGCCAAGUGUUUAGAAAUACUCCGACCUUUUCUUCAAGGUGAAGAUGACAUUCAAGCUCGUCAAUGGCUUGAAAAAGAAACACUGCCAAUAUCAAGAUAGUAUUGAUACUAUACUUGACAUCAAUAAUCAAUUUCAUUCGAUUAUUCGAACCCAUUUGUCGAAAAGGAUACAAGUGGAUGUUUAUUAUAAUCAAUAUACAUUAUUUUUUUUUGAAUAAUAUACUUUUCUAUUCUCA
Messenger RNA from Microplitis demolitor, 2398 nucleotides. Its product is annotated as xaa-Pro aminopeptidase ApepP. Gene Ontology annotation, molecular function: metalloaminopeptidase activity. The record is from RefSeq and is a predicted model, not a curated record. The transcript is spliced from 6 exons. Lineage: Eukaryota; Metazoa; Arthropoda; Insecta; Hymenoptera; Braconidae. The coding region runs from base 358 to 2262 and encodes 634 amino acids.